Molecule: messenger RNA, 2946 nt
Organism: Conger conger (European conger)
Lineage: Eukaryota; Metazoa; Chordata; Actinopteri; Anguilliformes; Congridae
Product: inositol hexakisphosphate kinase 2-like
Exons: 5
Coding region: 426-1838 (470 amino acids)
Biological process (GO): phosphatidylinositol phosphate biosynthetic process; inositol phosphate biosynthetic process
Cellular component (GO): cytoplasm; nucleus
Molecular function (GO): inositol hexakisphosphate kinase activity
Source: RefSeq, a predicted model, not a curated record
UGAUUGGCUGAGAGGCAUGCGGGGGCGGAGCCUCCUGCCCUGUUGUGAUAUUUUUUCCAUCCUGCUCAUCGCAUCACGUUCAGUUUCAGGGAGCGAGAGACAGAGCGAGGGACCCAGCCGCUCUCUGACGCAGUGUAGCGCUGCAGUCUUUUCGUGCCUUAAACCCAGCAAACUAAGGGCUACUACCUUAUCCCUCCUGGAGACGGACUACAGGCAUACUGUCCCUGCUGUUUUCCGCCAAGGGAAAAAAGGAAAGGAAGCGCUAAGAUUUUUUUUUCCCUCUCUCCUUCUCCCCUGUGUGUGAAGCUGUGCUAGCGACCUGCGAGGUGUCGGGUCCUCGCAGACGGACGGAGAGCGCGAGAGAGAGAGAGAGCUGCUCCCGCUGGUCUCGGGUCACGCAGCCAGGAGUCUAAUGCUGGCAGAGGAUGAGUCCCGCCCUGGAGGCCAUGCAGCCGGGAGAACAGCGGGGCUGUUCCAGCACCAGCAGGGGGGUCCUGCUUGAACCCUUUGUGCACCAGGUGGGGGGGCACUCCUGUGUGCUGCGCUUCGGCGAGCAGACCAUCUGCAAGCCCCUCAUCCCCCGGGAGCACCAGUUCUACAAGAGCCUCCCGGCCGAGAUGAGGACCUUCACCCCGCAGUACCGAGGCGUGGUGUCGGUCAGCUUCGAGGAGGAUGAGGAGGGGAACCUGUGUCUCAUCGCCUACCCGCUGCACAGCGAGCUGCCCGACCUGGAGAACGUCGACCCCGACAGCGAGCCCAACAACAAGAUGCUCAAGUGGAGCAACAAGAAGCCCUCCGCCCUGCUGCUGGACAACGAGCACUACAGCAAGGACAGGAGCAGACACUCCCGCAAGGAGGACAAGAUCAAGAGCAGUCAUAACCGCGAGGAGGAGCUGGAUUGGCUGCAGCAGGCUGAGGUGCUGUACUACAGCCUGGAGAAGAGCAACGCCGUGCCCCAGGUCAAACACAACCCCUGGAGCCUCAAGUGCCACCAGCAGCACCUGCAGAGGAUGAAGGAGAACGCCAAACACCGCAACCAAUACAAAUUCAUCCUGCUGGAGAACCUGACGUGGCGGCACGCGGUGCCGUGCGUGCUGGACCUGAAGAUGGGCACGCGGCAGCACGGCGACGACGCCAGCGAGGAGAAGAAGGCCACGCAGAUCCGCAAGUGCCAGCAGAGCACGUCGGCCAGCAUCGGAGUGAGGCUGUGCGGCAUGCAGGUGUACCAGUCGGACUCGGGGAAGCUGAUGUUCAUGAAUAAGUACCAGGGGCGUAAGCUGACGCUGCCGGGCUUUAAGGAGGCGCUGUUCCAGUUCUUCCACGACGGGCGGCGGCUGCAGCGGGAGCUCCUGUCCCCGGUGCUGCGGCGGCUCAGCGACAUGCAGGCGGCCCUGGAGCGCUGCGAGUCCUACCGCUUCUACUCCAGCUCCCUGCUCAUCAUCUACGACGGACAGCCACACCGCGCCCGCCGGCCCCGCCCCCGCGGCGGGGAGGAGGGCGACGAGGACGACCUGUCCGAGGAGGAGGAGGAGGAGGAGGAGGAAGAAGAAGAGGAAGAGGAGGAAGAGGAGGAGGAGGAGGAGGAGGAAGAGGAGGCGGGUGCGUUCGGGUUUCCCUGCGGGGGUGCGUCAGGCGGGGGCAGUGGGGUGCUCAGUCGGGGCUCCGGGCGGGAGGGGAGCCCCCUGGUGGACGUGCGAAUGAUCGACUUCGCCCACACCACCUGCCGGCACUACGGCGAGGACAGCGUGGUGCACGAGGGCCAGGACAGCGGCUACAUCUUCGGCCUGCAGAACCUCAUCACCAUCAUCUCUCAGCUGGAGGAGCACAGCGCCGACUAGGCCACUCCCCUCUCACUGACCGGCCUACCGCAGGCCUGCGUCUCCCCAUAUGCAUCUCAGGCCACGCCCACACGGAUGCAGGACAGUAGGACUGAGCAGGGGAAGGCUCCUCCUCCCACCGACCAAAAGGGACAGAACUGCUGCUGUUCUGCUACUUCUUUGUCUUCUUAUUUGUUUGUUUUUUUGUUUUUUUUGGUGUUUUUGGUGGGUUUUCUUUGUUUUGUGUGUGUGCGGGUGUGUUUGCGCGUGUAGAGGAAAAGCUGAAGAGAUGUGAUCUUCUUUCCACUUUUGUUUACUUGACUAAGUGACUCAUUGCCUCCGUUAUGUUCUUGCACUGCUUUUUUCAUUUUUAUAGAAUAAAAAAAACAACGAAAAAUGUGUAAAAAUCACACAAAAGCAAUCAUGGAUUCCUAAUCUUCCCGGGCCCUUCUGAAGCAGAAGGUUCUGUCAGGCAUUGCACAUCUCUGAACCACCAGCUCCCUGUGACGCACGCGUACCCACAUACACACAUGCACGCACACACACACACUCUCUCACACACACACACACACACACACACACACACACACACUGUGCUGGGGCUGAAACCAUUAAUGUGGGAAGAAUGGAGAGAAAGCAAUGGAGUGGAAAGGAGGAGAAACAUGAAGAGGGAUGGAGCCAGCCCAGCCAUCGGACUCCUGCAGUUCUGCCCCCCAUGGUGAGGAUGAAGGGAUGGGAAAGGGUAUUGGGCUGAAAAGAAAAAAACUGAUUUGGGAGGCGGAGGGGGUCAACAUCAGACUUUUUUUGUUUCGUUUUUUAUUUGUGUUUCCUCGUUGACCCCCACCCAACCACCCACCCACCCCCUCCUCAUUCCCGCAGUAGUCUCUCAGAGAGAGGAUAUAUUCAGAUAUAUUGUAGAGAUGCAGAGAAUAUAGAUCUUUAUUUAUUUGAACAAUUUCAUAAAAUUUUCAUAAAUGAAGGAAAAACUAAGGUGGAUGAAGUCUACAUUCCAUAUUAGUGGUUUAAUAAUAUUAAUGACUAUUGUUAUUCGAUGGGUUCAGAUACCUCUACGUCAUAUACCUGUGUGUCCACAGUGUGUUGGAGGAUAAAUAAAGACCUUAUGUUUGUG